GCGAGUGACUGUUUUGCAGGAGUGAGAAAAUAUUGGAAAAAGGAAAACUAAAUUCAGAAGUUCUAGUCAAUUUCAAAAUUUAACAAAAAUGAUUUCUUAAUACUUCAUUGAUUGUUUCUUGUAGUGUUUUUAAUAUAUAUUUUUAAGUGUUAUUAAAGUAUUUUAAUAUUUUUCGGUUUUACCGGUUAUAAAUUUUUAUCAGAUUAUUUACAGCCACUCCUUUAUAUUAAUAAAUUUACUUUUAUGAUCAUUAAACGUAUUUCGGACAGUUGAAAUAAUGUCCGUUUCCGGGAUAGCAUCUAAAUAAAACAUUUUUAAAUGUUUAAAGGACCGAGAGUUACAGUUGAAGACUAAUAGAAAUAUAGAUUCAAAUCUCAUCUUCCAUAAAAGUCCAACUACAAUCGACGGAUUCACAAAGACGUAUAAAAAACAAAAUUAAAAAAUGGCACAACUAGUCCUAAACCUCAUUGACAGUUACCACGAUAUAAUGGAAAACAAAAGUGACGCCAGAGUAAAUGGUUGGCCCAUGUUAUCUAGUCCAUUCCCCACGUUAUUCAUAUGUCUAUUUUACGCCUACUCGGCCAAGGUGCUUGGUCCAAGACUGAUGGAGAACAGAAAACCAUUUCAACUGAGAAAACUACUCGUAGUGUACAAUGCGAUUCAAACUGUGUUCAGCGCUUGGAUUUUUUACGAGUACAUGAUGAGCGGAUGGGGAGGAUCGUACAGUCUUAAAUGUCAACCAGUCGAUUACUCCAAUAGUCCGAUGGCCUUGCGGAUGGCUCGAACAUGUUGGUGGUACUACAUUUCCAAGUUCACAGAGUUCUUAGACACGUUGUUUUUCAUUUUGAGAAAAAAGAACCAACAAGUGUCAACUUUACACGUCAUUCACCAUGGAUGUAUGCCCAUGAGCGUUUGGAUGGGAAUGAAAUUCGCACCAGGCGGCCAUAGCACUUUCUUUGCAUUGCUCAACACAUUCGUACACAUCGUCAUGUACUUUUACUACAUGGUAUCAGCUAUGGGACCACAGUAUCAAAAAUACAUUUGGUGGAAAAAAUACCUUACCUCUUUCCAAAUGUUACAAUUCGUAUGCAUUUUCAUUCAUCAGUUCCAAUUGUUAUUCGUUGAAUGCAACUACCCCAAGAGUUUCAUGAUAUGGAUCGGCCUGCACGGUGUUAUGUUCUUGUUCCUUUUCUCAGACUUUUACAAAUCCAAGUAUACUAAAGGUCAACUAAAAUCUUCCAACGACGGAGCUUGUAUGCCAAUAGAAAGCUCAAACAAUUACAGCAAAUGUGCGUCCAAAGAACACAACAACGUCGUAUACUAUUCAAACGGUAUCAAUAACGGCUUCAAGUCUACUGAAGACGCCAAAACCAAGUAGUGUUCCAUUUAUCAAGCUGCACAAACGUUCCUAAAUGAUGGAAAAAAGACAAUGCCCGGCGAUCAAUCAACAAUGCACCCUCUUAUACAAUCUUAAAACCAAAUUCAAAUCAUACUAAAUAUGCGCUUGUACUUAAAACGUCCGUGAAGACAAUUAUUACCAAAAAUGUAUAGUAUAAAUACUUACGCGUAGGUCUCUACAAUACAAUGAAAAUUAUAUUUUAGCAUCGAAUAUUAAAAAACUUCAAUUUUCAUUUUUCGAUCUGCCAAAAUACAUUUUUUAGGAAAUAUUUUUUAUUUACGUUUAGUUUUAUCUUAGGUAAGAAGUAUAAAAUGUUUUAGAUAUUUUUGUUAUAGUCCGCAAUUUUAUAUAUUUACAAUAAGUAUGUAGAACUCAUGUGGUAAUCUAUGCAAUGCUUAAUGAAAUUAAAUGUUUGUAUUUUAUUAUUGGACUUUAGGUGUACAGUGAGAGGGGUGGGUUCAUUAAAUAUCAUUAUGCGUUGAUACUCGGCUACUUUAUGUUAAAGUAUGUAUGGUUUUUCUUAAGUUGGCAAUUUUGUUACCGUCAAUUCAGUCAUAUGUAUAUUUUGCUGUUAUAACUGUCCAGCAUCUAUCUUAUAGGAUUUAUUCUUUUAUUUUAUUUAUAAAUUUUGUUGUUAUUUUCACUCUAUAAAUUCAUAAAACUCAAUGCGGAUGUUACUUAAAUUUUCAAAUGUUUAACUUAAUUUUUACAGUGAAACAAUAUAAAUUUAUAUAUUAUCACUGUAUUCAUUCGAGUAGCUUUACUAAGCAUUUUGUUACCCUACACGUAGAAUGUAUGUUUGUUUUAUUUUCUGAAAUAGCAAGUGCAAAACAGAUAUUUUAGGACUCAGUGCUGCCUUAGUGUGAAUGACAUAGAUUUUAAGAAUGUGAGGCCAUUGUACUUUUCUGUAAAAGUGUGUUUUUUUAUGUAUAAUACAUUAUAUAUAA
This is a messenger RNA of Daktulosphaira vitifoliae (grape phylloxera), 2346 nucleotides long. Its product is annotated as elongation of very long chain fatty acids protein AAEL008004-like. Gene Ontology annotation, biological process: fatty acid elongation, saturated fatty acid; sphingolipid biosynthetic process; very long-chain fatty acid biosynthetic process. The coding region runs from base 443 to 1378 and encodes 311 amino acids. Lineage: Eukaryota; Metazoa; Arthropoda; Insecta; Hemiptera; Phylloxeridae. The record is from RefSeq and is a predicted model, not a curated record. The transcript has 9 exons. Gene Ontology annotation, molecular function: fatty acid elongase activity. Gene Ontology annotation, cellular component: endoplasmic reticulum membrane.